CAUUUCGCGUUCAUAACACAUCAGUCACAAAAACUCACUGCAACAACAAACCACAACAAUCACAAAUCUAUAUAUACACCUAUACAUACAUAAGAGAGAGAAACUAGAAUCAUUGAAAAAUUUGUAGAGAGAGAGAGUGAGAUAGAAAAACCCUUUUGACUAUUAAGCCCCCUUUUCACAUUGGACUCUAGUGCUGUGAUCGGUUCUCUCUCUGUGAUCACAGAUCUUUUUUUCCUUUUCCUGAUUCAGAUUCGAAUACCCUAUUGCGUUUCUCUUACUGGGUCUUGAUCAUUUCCCAUAAAGUUUCGUUUUUGAAAACUGGGUUUUUCAUAAUUUGUUCAAUUAUGCUGAAUUCAUCACUCUCGUUACUUAUGAACUAAUAUGGAACUUUUCAUAAUCCAACAACAACAACAAAAACACCGACAACAACAAUAAUAACAUGUCGUUUUACAUUGGUCGAGAGGCUUCUAAGUUAUGGAAGAGAAUUUGCUCAGAGACAACUGUUGAGAUCAACCUUCUUGCUGAGAAUUGGAAGUAUCUUCUAGUUGGCCUUGUUUGUCAGUACAUACAUGGUUUGGCGGCCCGAGGAGUUCAUUAUUUUCAUAAGCCCGGCCCUAUUCUGCAAGAUGUUGGAUUCUUCCUUCUUCCGGAGCUCGGACAAGACAAAGCUUACAUCAGCGAAACACUGUUCACCACAAUCUUUAUAUCCUUUGCCUUGUGGACGUUCCAUCCUUUCAUAUUGAAAAGCCGAAAGAUUUACACCGUUCUUAUAUGGUGCCGAGUUCUAGCAUUCUUAUUCGCUUCUCAAAUUCUUCGCAUAAUUACAUUUUAUUCUACACAACUUCCCGGUCCAAACUACCACUGCCGUGAGGGUUCUAAACUCGCCACAUUGCCCCGUCCAGAUAACAUUCUCGAAGUACUCGUGAUCAACUUUCCGCAUGGCGUGCUAUAUGGAUGCGGUGAUUUAAUAUUUUCGUCACACAUGAUCUUUACUCUUACUUUUGUGCGCACAUAUCAGAAAUAUGGAACCAGAAGAUCCAUAAAGCAGCUCGCGUGGCUGCUUGCCGUGAUUCAGAGUCUUUUGAUAGUAGCAUCUCGCAAACAUUAUACGGUUGAUGUAGUUGUUGCCUGGUACACUGUAAAUUUGGUGGUAUUUUUUGUUGACAAGAAAUUGCCAGAAUUGCCGGACCGGUCGAUUGCAGCUUCAGCGGCCCUGCUGCCAUUAAGCAACAAAGACAAAGACAAAGACGGUAGGAACAAAGAGGAGAACUACAAGCUAUUGAAUGGAAAUUCCGGUGACCCUGCGGAUCGAAGACAAAGAUCUCAAAUAAACGGCAAGAUCACUGAUGACGGAAAUACACACCAUACCGACUCUUCCAUGAACAGUGCAUAGAUAAAGGAUCGGAUCGCCUUUAUUGUACAAAAUUGGACCUACUGCAAUCUUGCUGCUGGAAAGCUUCAGCGUUCGAUUAGAAGAUCUUGUAGCUUCUCAAACUUCACAUAUCUGAAGUCAAACCAGUACCAAGAAUUGUAUUAGUGAAAGUUAAAUCUAGGUUCUGCUUUUUCAACAUUGUGCAAACCUAUCAAUUCCUCUUAUCAAUGUUGAGAACAUGUUCAUAGCC
Molecule: messenger RNA, 1622 nt
Organism: Vicia villosa (hairy vetch)
Lineage: Eukaryota; Viridiplantae; Streptophyta; Magnoliopsida; Fabales; Fabaceae
Product: phosphatidylinositol:ceramide inositolphosphotransferase 1-like
Exons: 12
Coding region: 440-1393 (317 amino acids)
Biological process (GO): ceramide biosynthetic process
Cellular component (GO): trans-Golgi network; Golgi membrane; endoplasmic reticulum membrane
Molecular function (GO): sphingomyelin synthase activity; inositol phosphoceramide synthase activity; ceramide cholinephosphotransferase activity
Source: RefSeq, a predicted model, not a curated record